AUGGAGUGUAGGACUGCGGGAUUGGGUUGGAUUUUCGAAGGAGAACAUCUUAGCAGGCAGAUCCAAUGCUCCGACAUCUACCCUUUUGUCCGAUCCCCAUUGAUGGCGGAAGCUUUAGCCAUCCGAUCGGCUAUGGAGGACACACUAAAACGAGGAUUCACCAAGCUCAAACUAGAGUCCGACUCCAUGCAAAUGAUCAAGACCCUCACUACGGCAACAGAGUUCUCUGAGCUGUAUGGCAUUGUUGGAGAUAUCCGAUCUAUUACUUCGAAUUUUAAAAUCAUUAGCUUUCGGUUCAUUAGCCGUGAAACGAAUAUGACUGCUGAUAUGUUAACAAAACGGGUCUUAGCCCAAUGUAUAACAAACCUCUUGUGA
Molecule: messenger RNA, 375 nt
Organism: Thlaspi arvense
Lineage: Eukaryota; Viridiplantae; Streptophyta; Magnoliopsida; Brassicales; Brassicaceae
Source: the annotation of a GenBank genome assembly